AUGAUACAUGCUGCAUGUGUUUUCAAUAUAACUACAAGGGAGCAGUCGAUCUAUCUCAAUGGAUUACCUGAUGGCAUCAAUAUUCCUACAUCCCCUCUCCUAGUAUUUAUGGGUAAUGCUAUCAUUGGCAACAAUCCAACUUUCGUGCCGUUGGAAGGAACAAAUGUUUUUCAGGGCUACAUAGAUAAAUUAACGGUCAGUCGUCGUCCAAAAAGUGCAUAUGAAAUACUCGAAGAAGCUACACUUGCUGCUCGUUUUCCUUUUGACAAUACGACCAUCCUCGUUGAUUUUGGACCUAACGCAGUAUCAGCAAAUGCUUCGUCUUAUUCGAUUUUAACUAACGGUCACUCCCUUCAAGCAAUUGGAUUCAAUGGUUCAAUGUCUUAUUUUCAAACGUGGGGUUUUACUCAAUUCAGUAUCAAUAAUCAACCAUUUUCGAUAUCUCUUCAAAUGGUGCACUCGUUGCUCAAAUCUCGAAUGGAACAACAAUAUUAUCUGUUAUUGCUCCGGAUUUUAUUCCUCUGUCGACACCAUCCUGGACUCAUAUAG
Rotaria socialis is the source of this 549-nucleotide messenger RNA. NCBI's taxonomy places the organism in Eukaryota, Metazoa, Rotifera, Eurotatoria, Philodinida, Philodinidae. The record is from the annotation of a GenBank genome assembly.